This is a messenger RNA of Poecilia latipinna (sailfin molly), 2410 nucleotides long. RefSeq names its product nuclear factor 1 B-type. Lineage: Eukaryota; Metazoa; Chordata; Actinopteri; Cyprinodontiformes; Poeciliidae. The transcript has 12 exons. Bases 588 to 2276 code for a protein of 562 amino acids. The record is from RefSeq and is a predicted model, not a curated record. Gene Ontology annotation, biological process: regulation of transcription by RNA polymerase II. Gene Ontology annotation, molecular function: RNA polymerase II cis-regulatory region sequence-specific DNA binding; DNA-binding transcription factor activity, RNA polymerase II-specific. Gene Ontology annotation, cellular component: nucleus.
AGAGAGGACGGGGGUUAGAAAAAAAAAAGAGGGGAGAGGAAAAAAGUUGGAUCUGAUUUGCUGGAAUCGCGCAGGACCGACUGAAGGUGGAAGCGCUCGGUUUCAUAUCAGCUCUGGCUGGAAGCUUUUAGCAGGGGGCGAACCGUCCCGGCACUCUGCGCCCUGCGAAGCGCUGCGAAGCUCCGCGCAGAGAGAGAGAGAGAGAGAGAGAGAGAGAGGCAAACGGAGAGAGAGAGAGAGGGAACACGCCGUAGCGGCGGAGCACGCACAGCUCCAAGUUGCUUCUUCUACUUUUACAUGCCAGCUCCUGCGUAUUAAAAACACAAGUCCUAUUUUUUUUUUUUCCCCUUCCGCGGUGGCGACAAUCUUUGGAUCGAGACUCUUCAUGGAUAUUCUUGGAUAAUUUCCCUUCGGAUUGCUGCUCCACACGCGUACACACGCGCACACACACACACACACACACACACACACACCGUCUCUCUUCUUGCAUGGUGCGCACCGAUCGGUCCAGGACGAUGGAGUGAUCGGAGGAAUUAGUCCACCUACAAUCACUUUUUCUUUCUCAGUGUGCUCAGCGCCGUCUCGACAUGUAUUCUCCGAUUUGUCUAACUCAGGAUGAAUUUCAUCCCUUCAUCGAGGCGCUCCUCCCUCACGUCCGUGCCAUCGCCUACACGUGGUUCAACCUGCAGGCCCGAAAGCGCAAGUACUUCAAGAAGCACGAGAAGCGGAUGUCCAAGGACGAGGAGCGCGCCGUGAAGGACGAGCUCCUGGGUGAGAAGCCCGAGGUCAAGCAGAAGUGGGCCUCCAGGCUGCUGGCCAAGCUGCGGAAGGACAUUCGGCAGGAGUACCGGGAGGACUUCGUCCUGAGCGUGACGGGCAAGAAGCCGCCGUGCUGCGUUCUGUCCAACCCGGACCAGAAGGGCAAGAUCCGCCGGAUCGACUGCUUGCGGCAGGCCGACAAAGUCUGGCGCCUGGACCUGGUGAUGGUCAUCCUCUUCAAGGGCAUCCCUCUGGAAAGUACGGACGGCGAGCGGCUCGUCAAGUCUCCACAUUGCACCAACCCAGCACUUUGUGUCCAGCCUCACCACAUAACAGUAUCGGUCAAGGAGCUGGACUUGUUUCUAGCAUACUAUGUCCAGGACCAAGACUCGCAGCAGUCAGGAAGUCCGAGCAACAAUGAGCCAGGCAAAACCCCUCUUCCAGUGUAUUUGGAAGACAGCUUCAUCAAAUCAGGAGUUUUCAGUGUCGCGGAGCUGGUGCGAGUGUCUAGAAUGCCGAUCACCCACGGCGCAGCGGUACCCUUCUCCAUGGCGGACAUGCCCAGCCAGCCCUACUAUCAUGACCUGAACUCCAGCGUGGCACUACAACGCUCCCUGUCCUCCCCGCCCGGCAGCAAAAGGCCCAAAACCAACAUGGAGGAGAACAUGGAUACCAGCCCGACGGGACCCGACUUCUACUCGUCACCCAGCUCACCAGCCAGCAGCCGGGCAAACUGGCACGACAGAGAUGGAGCAGAGAUGUCCUCUCCCACAAUGAAGAAGCCAGAAAAGCCGCUGUUCAGCCCCACCUCCCCGCAGGACUCCUCCCCACGACUCAGCACUUUCUCUCAGUCUCACCACCCGGGCCUGUCAGGUGUGGGACACAGUGUUAUAUCAUCGAGGAGCCCCCCUUCACACUCGCCCCUGCAGUUCUCAGCCUCGGCCAUCCUGCCUCCGGCACCGUCGUCCUACUUCUCCCACCCCACCAUCCGCUACCCGCCUCACCUCAACCCCGCCGAUCCCCUCAAGAGCUACGUGCCGUCGUACGACCCGUCCAGCCCACAGAGCAGCCAGCCUAACAGCAGUGGUCAGGGGGUUGGAAAGGUCCCGGGCCACUUCACCCCAGUGUUGGCUCCAUCCCCGCACCACGGCCCGGUGCGACCCGUCACUCUUUCCAUGCCCGACACCAAGCCCAUCACCACAUCCACAGAAGGCUACUCGACUCCCGGCACCCCAACGUCUAAUCGUUUUGUAGGCCUGAGCCCUAGAGAUCCCGCCUUUCUCCACCAGCAACAGCUGAGGAAGUGUGACUGGAGCGUGACUCAAAACGGCAGGCAUUAUGGCCCCAGUGCCACUGACGACACUUUGGGGAUUGCUUGGCAAAGUCCUGGUACCUGGGCGAGCUUAGUUCCAUUCCAAGUGUCGAACGGGACUCCGAUUCUGCCAACAAAUGUCCACCAGAACUACAGCAUAAACAUCAUUGGUGAACCGCUGGUCCCCGCCGAGUCCGGGAACUGAGCUCGUCGAGGCUCGGCGCACCUCUGCCCUCCCCCCAGCCGGGGUGGACGGGCGGGGCAGAGCCGGCACUACAGGUGUCUGCAGCCAUGGAUGAAACCAGCAAAGCAGCAGGUGCUGCAUAAACCCCCUCCUCA